Panicum virgatum (switchgrass) is the source of this 8396-nucleotide messenger RNA. RefSeq lists its product as uncharacterized. NCBI's taxonomy places the organism in Eukaryota, Viridiplantae, Streptophyta, Magnoliopsida, Poales, Poaceae. The transcript has 14 exons. The coding region runs from base 304 to 8097 and encodes 2597 amino acids. The record is from RefSeq and is a predicted model, not a curated record. Gene Ontology annotation, cellular component: nucleolus. Gene Ontology annotation, biological process: maturation of 5.8S rRNA from tricistronic rRNA transcript (SSU-rRNA, 5.8S rRNA, LSU-rRNA); maturation of LSU-rRNA from tricistronic rRNA transcript (SSU-rRNA, 5.8S rRNA, LSU-rRNA).
ACUAAACCCCCCGAAGCAAGCGUCGCUCGCACCGCCGUCUUCUCCUCCUCCAGCGCGCGCGCCCGCGCCGCCGAACCGCCGGCCUCCGUCCAGGCUUCCACCGGAGGGCGCGAGCCGCAGCGAAGAAACUCCUUCCCUCCUCCUCUCUUCGUCGUGGUCUUCCUCCGCUCUAUAGCCGCUUACCUACUGGUUCUUCUUCUUAUUCAACGGGCCACGUCCUCGGUUUCCUCGGUUUUGGAGCCAUUGGACUUGCAAUCCAAGUGUGGGUGCAGUUUAUUUGGCAGAAAACUGAGUUAAAACCUCAUGGGCGACAGUAUGGCCUCCCCUGCGGUAGAACCCAAGCGAGAGCAAAAUUUUCUAGUGAGGGUGGGGAUGGAUGCCUGGACUCAGCCAUUCGCGGUUUCCCACAAGGUCAGGUUGGUUCACAUCCUCAAGAAUCUCCACACCUCGGAGGUGAAAAUCUACUCGGACGCGUCCAAGGAGUUCAUUAAGCUACUGGAUGGUGAGUCCGGUGGGGAGGUGCUACGGGAGUACGUGCAGCAGUCACCGCAGCUCGGGGAGCUGGUCGAGGCGUGGAGGCUCCACCGGGAGAAGCCGGGAGUGGCGUACAUACUUUCGCUCUUUGCGACAGUCCUGGGUCACCCUGAUGGUAAGCUGCGGCAACAUGGUUUGGUUAAGAAGAGUCUGGAUGGCGUUGCGAGGAUGAUACUGGAGGAUAAGGAGAAGAUGGGGGAUGUGUUUCUGGAGCUGAACAGUGGCGAGUUCCGGCGGCAGAAUGCUGCGCUGGAUUUGCUGGCUGCAAUCGUCAGGCGUGGUGGGGGUUUGGCGUCAGAGGUCGCUGAGAGAUUUGAUUUUAAGAUGGCUAUUUUGCCGCAGCUUGCAGGAACAAUGAAGAAGAAAGGAAGCAGAGAUGGUGGGAAACGGCAGAAGGGUGCUGAAUCUGGGUCCACAAGGCGGUCAUUUAUUGGGUUUGCCAUGUCGUUUUUAGAGGUUGGGAACCCAAGGCAGCUAAGAUGGGUCCUUCAACAGAAGGAGGUAUACUCAGGGGUGCUUCGUGGGAUCGGGAAUGACGAUGCCGAGACUGUCAUGUACAUCCUCUCAACUUUGCGAGAUAAUGUCCUGAUAGAGGAGUCACUUGUGCCACCAGGGCUCAGAAGCGUCCUCUUUGGAAGUGCCACAUUGGAGCAGCUGACCUUGAUUUCAGGGAAUCAGGAUGCAGGAGAAGCAGCUGACAUUGCUCAUGAGGUAUUGGUCAUGGUCUGCACUGAUCCGAAAAAUGGAUUGAUGCCAGGAUCAAACUUGAGAGGUAAUGAGAAACGCUUGCUGGAUCUCAUGAAAAAGUUGAAAGCUACUGAGGUUGCUCACCACAAAAAAUUGUUACUGGCCAUUGUGAGUAAGAGGCUGUCUCUAUGUUCGGCCUACAUGAAUGAGUUCCCUUACAAUAUCGAGCCACGGUCAUCUCCUUCAUGGUUUGCGGCCAUCUCCCUUGCAGCUGAUGUUAUAGCUUCAGCAAAAUGUGAUAGCAUUGUUCAUACUCUUUCAUCCAAUUCACAUGGUCUGGUAUCUGUAGAUGAUGAAGAAGUUCAGGUAAUCUUGAAGUGCAUUGUGCCCAACGUAUGCUCUCGAGCAGUGAUAAAUAGGGGGUUGCUGCAUUCUGAUGAUCUUGUGAAGCAUGGUUCACUGAGGCUUGUUUUUGAGUCAGUUAACCUGUUAUGCUAUAUUAUCGAAGCCCUCAAUGUCAUGGUAUCAAGAGGGAGAGCAAAGUCAGAAUUCAUUGGCUCACCGAAAGUAACCAUCAAAAUAGAUGAUUUGCCUGUAUUAAGCUGUUCUGAUGCUGCAGAUGCAUCCUUAGUUGAUGAGGUUCACCAGGGUGAUGAAACGCAGGUCAAGAGGUGGGCAUCUCUAAGAGAAUACAUCCAAGAUGAAGUUCACGGAGCUAUGCCUGAUCCUCAAGUCCUUCUCAAGUUACUCUCUUCUGCCAGUCAGAAACAUCAGAAAAAUGCUCACAUUUCUGAGCCGCCUCAAAAGAAACGAAGAUGCAAUUCUUCCAGUGAGGUCGAUGAUAUUAUUAUUGGUGGGAUUGAUGCUGCACAGGAUAAGGACACAUCUGAAGAGCAAGACCUGGAGUUGAAAAAUGAUCCCACAACCAUCUUGUGUGAGAUAUGGGGCUUAGAUAAACAAGAUCCGAACAUGAAAGAUGCAAAAGUUGUAGAAGAUGUCUUCCACUCAAAGUUGCUGGAUGUUCUCAGGCUUUAUUUGAGGGUGAUGCCUAGCUCUUUUGAUGGAUCGUAUGAUUUCUUUAGGAUUAUACCACCUAACCCAUUGGAUCUAUCCAUGGAUGAACAACAGUCCUUAUUAUCUCUUUUACUCGAGUAUUCAGGCCAAUCUGGAGGAUGUUGGAACCUAGAGAGAGUUCCAGAGUCAAUGUACAAGUAUCUACAACCCUUGUUUUACAUCAUGUUGUAUUCACAAAAUAAGAACAUCCGUGAUCAAGCAUACAUCUUAGUCAAAGCUGCUAUGGUGAGUUCUGGUGCGUUUGAUCAGGACUUCACGGAGAUUGAUGCAUGGUUGGUUUUCUUGCCUGGUUAUGUGGCCAAAUGGUGUGUAAGAGAGAACCGAAGAGUUGGAGCACCUAAUAAAUUGUCGCACAUUGUGAUUCCAUUACUCUGUGAUGCUGUUUCAGUAGUUGGUAACAACUUGUACAAAUACCAAGAGCACACACGCAAACUUAUCUCUAAAUCAGGCCAGUUUGAAGGCACUCCAGCUUUCAGCCCUCUGAUUAUUUGUGUUCUUCAGAAAUGCCUUAGGCUACUUGACUCAGAGUCUGGAAGUAUGAAAUUACACGAGAAGUCCACUAUUUCAUUGUAUGUGUGCAACACGAUCCACCUUAUUCUGCAGUCUCAGGUGGAUGUUCAAUUAUUGUCUGAUCUUAUAGGUGCUGUUCUAAAUGAGAGAUUUGAUAAAUUUUCAUCUGAAGAAAUGAAAUCUUCUAUUUAUCUUGCUGAAUGGAGGCCAUUAACAACUAUGCUGCAUUUCUUGAAGAGAUUUUCCAGCCAGCACACUUAUAGCCUGUUCACCACGGUGGAACAUUCUUCUGAGUUUGAUGGUAACUCGUUGUGCUCUGUAUCUAGAAAGGUUGAAGAAAUGUUGAAUCAAGAACAAACUAAUUCGCCAGAUGAUGUGGCAACUGCAUUCUUAUUUUCAAUCAUAUGUGCACCUCCAAAAGAUAUUAUCAGUGACUUUCCAGAUCUUCUUGAUGUUGUGAAAACACAUUUACCAUCUCAUCUUGCUUUCCUCUCGUCGGUUCUUUUUCUGCAACAUGAUUAUCUAGCUAAAGUUGCUAGUUGUUGGCCAGAUAUAUUCUUCAGCAGCAUCAGACUGUUCAAGGAUGAUCUGAACGUUGACCAUGUAAACACUGUUGAGGACAAAUGGCAAAACCUCCCUGUUUCUACAGAAUCAGCUCCCCUGAGUACAUUUUUAAGUGUCAGUCCCUUCUGUGCGCUUUUACCUUCAGUAUUGAGCCUUGCAUUUUCUGUGCCAGAUGAAAUCAGGGAAGCAAAUAAGGAUGCACUUCUAAGACUUCUUCAAGUUAAGUUGUCUGAAUGUACUUUCAGUGAAGUUACCUUGUACCUGAGAGUCAUCUUGUUCUGGAGUCAUCACCUGCUGUCGUCAUAUACCAUUGAAUCUUCAAAUAUUCUUGAACAACUAUGCCAUUUGUGCUUUGCUCUUGUUGAUCGAGUAUUUGAGUGUAUUCAAGUUUUGACUGCUGACAGACAGUCAAAAUCCGCAGACCUGUCCUAUCCAGUUCAACAUAUCCAAGACAUUGUUGAUUCUGUUCUUCACCAUCCUAUAAUUGCACUGUCUUUGUCACGCUCUUUAUCCAAUUGCCAGAGUUUAUCAGAUGGGAGUUUGGAAUAUCUGGAAGAAGCUUUGGUUGUUUUUUCAAAGGAAAAUCUGCACCUUUUAGAUCGUUUUGUUUUAAACCUUUUGGGUAAACUGUAUGAUCUUUUACUAAUGGUUCGUAGCUUUGAAGCUAACUACUCUAGAGAUGAUGGCCCGUCCCAUGAGUCACUGUUUGCUGCUCCAAAUCUUCUGCUGGAGAACAUACUGUUGUUGUUAAAGGAGAAGUUUGAGCUGUGCAUGGACAAAGUGAACUUUGGACUGCUUUUGCCAAAUUUCAACAUGGUUCGUGCACUGUCCAAAUUCUUUUCUCCUGUCAAACUCCUGGACCUUGCAAAUUGGAUGUUCACAAAAUUGGGCGGUUGCAGCUCCAGUUGUUCACCUGCUUUUGUUCCUGCUGCUUUGAUGUGUCUAUAUAUCAUUGAUGUUGCCAUGGAAAUGAUGUGCUGUUAUCUACAAAAAACUGACCAGAGAUCAGAAUCAUAUUUACUAUGGGACUUGGAGAUUCAUACCACCACCAUUCAUCAAGCUUAUCACAUUGUUCUUCAUUUUGCUACUAAAUGGAAUCUUGAAUUUGCUGAUCAUUGCUUGCUGAAGAUGCUGGGUCGUAUCCAUCACGCAGAAAGAUAUGCAAGAUGGAGCACUGACUAUGUUGCGUUCCAUAUCAUAUUAUCUACAUUGGCGAUCAGUACUCCCAUUGACGUUCUUCAUCACUGCAUCUUGCCCAUAUCUAAGGUUAAAGCAAAAGCCUUACUGUUGCUUUUGGAAGCAAGUCCAAUGCAUAUGAAGCUUUUUGGCAAUAUAUUCUUGGAAAUUUUAGAAAAAGACAAUUCUGUUCUGCAAGUCAAGGAUUCUGAUUCUAAUGCUUCAUGGGCUCAAAAAGAUGGUGCUAUACUUCUAUUGCCUGCUGCUUUAUCAUGCUUGAAGUAUCACAGUGAUGACAAUGGGCGGUGUGCUGAAUUCCUUGAGCCAGUUCCAAUCUUUUAUUCUGAACUCCUGUUAUGUGAUAAAGGGUUUUCAAGCUGGAAAAGUUUUGUUACCAGAAGCAUUUUUGAGGAAGAUUUUAGCGAUUUUAUACCCACAUCAGUUAAAGAUAUAAUGGUUUAUUUCAGUGGCACUCUCUUGGGGAAAUCAGUUACGUUGUUGCACUACUACUUUGCUUCAAAAGAGAUGUCGAGGAAGCAACACUUGGAAAUAGUUAAUUCAAUAUUUCUAGAGUCAUCUGAGCUAUUAGAUUCUGAUGUUAAUGAUAUUAAUCUGACUUCCUGCACGGGCAUUAUGAAGGUUACUAAUGAACUGUUUGCGAAGAUAUCACUAAUUAGACUGUUGUUAUCUCCUAGAAAAUUAUUGUUCAGUGAAGUAACUUCAGAGAGGGAGUCCAAGAGAUUGCACAAAGCAAAGCUAAAUUUCAUUAGCAUAUUGGCCAGAACUAUGGAUAAAAUACUCAUGAAUUUCCCUUCGAGUGACAAUAUCUUAUCACACUCUGCUAAGGAACAAAAGGUUAUCUGUUUUCUGGAAUAUGUAAUUCUCAAGAAUAUCAUCGAACUGUCUUCAGAGAUUCAAAGUCAUCUAAACCACUUGAAGUCAAUACCAUUCCUUAGCCAAUUCAUUAGAUCAUCCCUCCUGCACAGAUUCAAUGAUCCUGUUGCAAUAAAAGCAAUUCGAUGUAUCCUUGUUGUGCUACCACAAGGAAAGUUCUCUGCUGAUGAAAUUCUUGAACUUAUACUGGGUCACUCCAAUUUUGUUUCGACAAUAACGUGCAGUGGAGUUUCUGAAUAUCGAUCUGCUUGUAACCCUACAGGGGGGAUGCUACAGCCAGCUCCAAGCAUUUUGAAAUUAGUUGAUUCUUCUUUCAUGGAAGAAAACAAACCACAACUUUGUAUUGCAGAAAAGAGAAGAGUUGAAAUCAUCAGAUUACUAAGGGUACUGUAUGAUAUUAAGAGCAGGCAGCAGAAUAAUAGUCAAUUGAAUGAAACAAGAGAAUUGGUUUUCUUGCUUUUGUCUAUUUAUGGUGCAACUCUUAGUGAAACAGAUUUGGAGAUACUUCAUCUUAUGAAUGAGAUAGAAUCACCUGAAUGCAGAACCAUUACUGAAGUGGACCAUCUAUGGGGAUCUGCAGCUCUGAAAUUCAGAGAAGAACUGAAACUGGAUUUUUCAAAAUCAGACACACACAACAUAGAGAAUGCAGAAAUUACUGAAAGGCGAAGGGCGCUGUUUCGGGAGAACAUACCAGUUGAUUCCAAGCUCUGCGCAAAGACAGCUUUGCUAUUUUGUUAUAAACGAUCUUCAAGGGCUUCUGCUUUCUCACUGGAACAGCUUCAACAGGAGAGCUUUGCCGAUAGCUUCGAGGUAACAUCUCAAAGAAUGGAUCUUCAGAUUUAUGAUCCUAUUUUUAUCUUGCGGUUCUCAAUUCAUACUCUCCUCAUGGGUUACAUUGAGCCUGCUGAAUUUGCCCGACUAGGGUUGCUUGCAGUAACACUUGUUAGUAUAGCAUCUCCUGAUCAAGAAUUAAGGAUGCUGGGCUAUGAAUGCUUAGGAACAUUCAAAAAAUCCCUUGAGACUUCUCAGAGAAGCAAGGAAACAUGGCAGCUUCAGCUCCUUUUAACAUAUCUUCAGAAUGGGAUAUCCGAACAGUGGCAGAGGAUUCCUUCCAUUAUUGCUGUCUUUGCUGCAGAAGCAUCUUUGACACUGCUGGAUAGCUCACAUGCUCAAUUCACUGCCAUUAGCAAUUUUUUAAUGAAUUCUACCACUGUCAGCAUGCAGAGCAUUCCGUUAUUUCCAACUUUAUUGCAGAGUAGUUCAGUUCAUUUUAAAGCUGAGCGCUUGUGGAUGCUUCGGUUAUUAUCUGCUGGAUCAAACUUAGCUGAUGAUGCCAAAAUAUACAAGAGAGGAAGAGUCUUAGGGCUUGCUCUUGCGUUCUGUUCUUCACCUGUUUCAGAUUCUGAAUCAAAGGUUUUAGUCCUUAAGGUGCUGAAGAAGUGUGUGAAGCUGCCAGAUCUAGCUCAUCAUCUAGUAAAAGAGUCUGGCCUUCUGUUGUGGUUAUCCUCUGUUAUGUCAAUCUUUAGUGGAGGAUCUGAUGGUACCGAAAGCUCUUGUUCUAGAGUAACUGAGUUGACGUUGGAGGUAGUCAAUGAUUUGAUAUCAUCAAGACUAAUUACAGACUGGCUCCAAGAAACUGCCCUUGAGCAACUCUCGGCAAUAUCAUCACACCUUUGUGUCCUUCUAAUUAACAAUGCCAAAUUAUUGAAAGGAAAUGUUCCCUUGUUGACUUCAAUGCUUAGUGUGAUUACAUCAACAAUGAGGUUGUCUAUGAAAAGGAAGAUAUACCAACCGCAUUUUACCUUCUCCCUCCAUGGUUUAUUUAAUCUGUGCCAAGCUACUGGUGGUAGCUCAAGAAGUGCAGAGCAUAAGCUUGCAAUGGAACUUGGUAUCGAUGCCAUACUUAUGAAUGGACCUAUGCCAAUUUUAUCUGAAGUGGAUAAGUCGAGGAUAUCAAUGGUUGUUUCUUGGGCAAUUUCAAACAUCUUCUGGUUGUACCCUAUCCAAAGGUCUCUGUUUGAAACAUCCUCCAAAGAGACACCUAUAAAUGAGUCUCCACUUUCAAAGCUUUUGCGAUUGUUAGUGGCUUCUGUUAUACUUGGGAGGAUAUCCAGCAUCUCUCAUGGAAAGAGUGGAGAUCUUGCUCGGAGCACUAGCAGUCUUGGAACUCUUCAUUCUUUCUUGAACGAUGCAUAUGAAAGGGUUGAAACAGUGGAGAGUUGCAUGGGAAAUGAAAUGCUAGCUGUCAUUAUACUGUACCUUCAAGACCAUGUGCAGAGGAACAGUGAUUCUUUGCCAUCAGUUGUGAUGGCGCUUUGCUUGUUGCUUCUUAACAGAUCCAGUAAGCAAGUGAACAAGCACCUGGCCAACAACCGUGGAAAAAUUGAAAUGCUUUGCUCAAAGAUACGCUGUCCUGCUGAAUCUAAUCCUUCGUGGAGAUGGCAUUACUAUCAACCCUGGAAGGACCCUGCUGCGCCGCGCACCGAGAUGGAGCGCAUGGAAGAAGAGCAGGCCUGCCAAAGCCUCCUUAUCCUAUUUUCUAAUGCUUUCAGUACCUGCCGGUCAGAAUUUCAGGUAUUGUCACUGGAUGAUGUUGAGAAGUCUGGGCUGUUCCAGUGGGAAAGAGAGUCCAUGGUUAAACAUCAACAUUGCGCUUAGUUUGCUGAAGUGAGACGGGCCUAACACUGGUACAACCCACAUUUGCCAUGCGUGCAACUCAUUCAAGUGUUGGUGUUUAUAGGAAUGCUUGGUACUCAGUUGGAUCACAUAGAGUUCCAUUCACAGAGCGUGACGGGGCUGCCGAACGCAGUUCCACAAUUUUGUCUGACAUUCACUGUUCUCCUUUCAAUUGUAUAGGGUUUCUACUGUUGUACAUGUCUUGGCAAACAAAGUGGUGCUGCUGCAGUGCUGUUUUUCCUGUGUAGUAACAGAUCGAAAUCGAAACCCAUGUCUGCAGA